AUGGAUGAAAAGUCUAAGGCCUUCGGCAGAGCGGAGGACUCGAGGGCUGACGCCCGCGGCCGCAGCCCAGGGGAGGUUGCCAGGACCUCUGCCUCCAGCCCCGCGGGUUCCAGGGAGAGCGGCGCCGACAGCGACGGGCAGCCGGGGCUCGGAGAGACAGACCACUGCCGCCGCAUCCUGGUGCGAGAUGCCAAAGGGACCAUCCGGGAAAUUGUCCUACCCAAGGGCCUGGACCUGGACCGGCCCAAGCGGACCCGCACAUCCUUCACGGCUGAGCAGCUGUACCGCCUAGAGAUGGAGUUCCAGCGCUGCCAGUAUGUGGUGGGCCGGGAGCGCACUGAGCUGGCCCACCAGCUGAACCUCUCAGAGACCCAGGUGAAGGUCUGGUUCCAGAACCGACGCACCAAACAGAAGAAAGACCAGAGCAGAGACCUGGAGAAACAGGCGACCUCCUCGGCCUCCGAAGCCUUCGCCACCUCCAACAUCCUGCGGCUGCUGGAGCAGGGCCGGCUGCUGUCGGUGCCCAGGGCCCCCAGCCUCCUGGCACUGACACCUGGCCUGCCGGGCCUGCCUGCGGGCCACAGGGGCACCUCCUUGGUUGACCCCAGGAACUCCUCCCCACGCCUCAACCCGCUGGCCUCGGCCUCGACCUUGGCCUCGGCGUCCCCUCCGCUGCGGCCCCUGCCUCCUGCGCUCUGCUUUUCCGCUGCCCAGCUCCUGGACCUGCCUGCCGGCUAUGAACUGGGGUCCUCGGCCUUCGAGCCCUACAGCUCGCCCUACAGCCGGCUAGCGCGGAGAGAAGGCAGCCCUGGGGGCCCCAAGAAAGCUAACGCCUCAGCCUCCACCCCGAUGUGA
Molecule: messenger RNA, 855 nt
Organism: Miniopterus natalensis
Lineage: Eukaryota; Metazoa; Chordata; Mammalia; Chiroptera; Miniopteridae
Gene: VAX2
Product: ventral anterior homeobox 2
Biological process (GO): brain development; neuron differentiation; regulation of transcription by RNA polymerase II
Cellular component (GO): nucleus
Molecular function (GO): RNA polymerase II cis-regulatory region sequence-specific DNA binding; DNA-binding transcription factor activity, RNA polymerase II-specific
Source: RefSeq, a predicted model, not a curated record